AUGCCGUCUCAAACCCUCCCCACCCCUCAAACCCCACCAAAAUUCUACAUCCCAACAAUAGACAUAUCUCCAUAUCUCACAUCGCCCUCUUCAGCAGCAUCUACAAAAAUUAUAGACCAAGUCCGCACCGCAUGCGAGACAACCGGAUUCUUCCAGAUCACCGGUCAUGGAAUACCACGUGAACUACAAGAUGAAGUCUUUGCUGGCUCAGCGAGACUCUUCGCUCUGAGUAUGGACGAGAAGAAGAAGUUGGAUAAGAGUAAGAGUGUUGGCGCGAGUAAUAGGGGGUAUGAGAUUAUUGGGAAUCAAGGGUUACAGGAGGGGACUUUGCCGGACCUGAAAGAGGGCUUCUAUAUCGGCCGUGACAUCCCCUCAACAGAUCCCCGAGUCCAAAAUAACGCCUUCCUCCUCGGCCCCAACCAAUGGCCCUCCCCCUCCCUUAUCCCAUUCCCCCUAUUCCGCCACCCCAUGGAAAGAUACUACACAAAGAUCCUCUCCCUCUCCCUAACCAUCCUCGACAUCCUAGCCGCCACUCUCCCCUACGGCCCCAACGUCUUCAAAGACUUCACAUCCAACGACCCCAUCGCUAACAUCCGGCUCCUGCACUAUCCCCCUGAUCUCAGCAAUGACGAGCGCCAGCUAGGCGCAGGUGCGCACACGGAUUUCGGCGCGAUUACACUGUUGUUGCAAGAUGAGAUUGGCGGGUUGCAGGUACGUGAUGAUGGGGGGAAGUGGGUGGAUGUGCCGCCGAAUAGGGAGGCGUAUGUGGUUAAUGUGGGGGAUAUGUUGGAGAUGUGGACGAGGGGACGGUAUAGGAGUGGGGUUCAUAGGGUGGUUAAUCGGAGUGGGAGGGAUAGGUAUAGUGUUCCGUUUUUCUUUGAUGGGUGUGGGGAGUGUGUUUUGGCACCGCUAGAUGGGGGGGAGGUGGAGGGUGGUGAGAAAGCUUUGACGGUUGAGGGACAUAUGAGGGAGAGGUUUGGGAGUACAUAUGGGAGGGGAAGGGAGGAAGGGGUGGUUGUUGGGGAGUGA
Messenger RNA from Glarea lozoyensis ATCC 20868, 1029 nucleotides. RefSeq names its product Clavaminate synthase-like protein. The record is from RefSeq and is a predicted model, not a curated record. Bases 1 to 1029 code for a protein of 342 amino acids. Gene Ontology annotation, molecular function: dioxygenase activity. NCBI's taxonomy places the organism in Eukaryota, Fungi, Ascomycota, Leotiomycetes, Helotiales, Helotiaceae. The transcript has 2 exons.